Molecule: messenger RNA, 509 nt
Organism: Phanerochaete carnosa HHB-10118-sp
Lineage: Eukaryota; Fungi; Basidiomycota; Agaricomycetes; Polyporales; Phanerochaetaceae
Exons: 1
Coding region: 175-342 (55 amino acids)
Source: RefSeq, a predicted model, not a curated record
CCUCACGGGUAGACGUGCGGAGAAAAGGGUAAGGUAGGGGAGAGAAGAGAAAAGAAAAGAGGGAUAAAAGAAGGGUGAAAAGGGCAGUCGCACAGGGGCUCGCACACCAAUGCGCAGAGAGGGUAUAUGAGUCGCAGUGGGCUUUGGCUCCGACAGUUGAUGCACCCGCAAUAAAUGCACCAUGUACGCCCACCGGCUCGAGCCACCAUCACAUACCGCGCGCUAGGCGCACUGCCAGCAACAGGAUCCGCAUGCUCCUCAGGAGGAAAGAGGCGAGAUGGAGCGUUCACAGGAGUAGACUCCUCGGAGGAGAACUUUGUUCUCUCGAUGCCGACCCGGUGAGAUGCGCUGGGAGACAGAGGCACCAUCACGCGUAUGCAGGUGAUGCUUGCAUCUCAUUGUGAUGCCCCUUAAUGCUGAAGCUUGAGCUUGCAACUCAGAGCACAACUACAUCAAUGAAUAAGUGACAGAGCUUGUCACUGCUGAGCGUAGCCUGCGAGGAGAGAAGU